UAUUAUGAUCGCUAGUUAAAACAAGCUAUCGCGCUUCUUAUCGUUUGAUUCCAACUGCAUUAUAAAAUAUCAUAAAAUAUUAUGUACAAAGAGUGGAUUUAUAUACUAAUUUUUAUUCACCAAUAAUGGAUAUUGAAAAGCAUACCUAAUAACACAAUUGAAUGUAAUAACAAUCGCACGAAUUGUCAUAAUUACAUAUUUAAUAGAAGAUAUAGCAAAUAUUGAAGUGAAUUCGAUUACACGCUGCGUGUGGAUGAAUAUGGCUGAAAAUGUUACAAGAUCUAUAAUUCUACAACUUCUUAUUAUCGUUUAUUUAGUAUUGACAAAAGCAACGAUCACGCCGGAGGAUUAUGCCACUUCAAGCAACUUUCAGAAAAAAAGUAUUUCCAUAUGUCCGAAUUUAAAUUUCACACAGGAUAUUUCGUCCGAGAAAAGUGAUCAUCAUAUACUAAAUUUCAAAUAUGACCGGAGUCAUUCUGAUACUGUGAGAAAUGAGCGAGAAAUCAAUGAAAUUAGACUUGCAAAUAUUUCUGUUAUCCCAGAAUAUAUCGAAAGCAGUUUGAGCAAACCAACAUUUCUCCGAGGAUUUGUACAAUUCGACAGUCAAUUUAAAGAAAAAGUAAAUGACAUUUUUGUGACAUUGAGAUGGAACCAACCUGAAUUUACCGAUGAAAUAAUACAAGGAUAUACAGUGCAAUGUUUUCUCAUCGAGGACUUAAAAGAGAUUCAAAUUUGCGACGAUAAAAAUAUCACAACUUCAAAAUUGGAACACACGGUGCACAAUCUAACAUCUAACACAACAUAUUAUUUUCGAGUACGUGCGCAUACUAAAAUUGUUGUUGGUCCUUACACGGAUUUAAUCAAUGUGUCAACUACGCAUGAAAAUCCAAUACCUAAAUUAUUACUCGCAACGCGUCUAGGUAUGGAAAUAUUGGACGUGGAUUUAAACGUUACUAAUUUCGUAACAUCAGAAAUAAUAAUAGAACGGGUCGCUUUUUCGAUGCAAGACAAUAGAAUUUAUUGGAUAUCCGGAAGAAACCUAAUGAAAUUGGAGAUUAAUGAAAAUGAUGUUACAAAGAUGGCUAGCUUUGAAAAUCAUCUAUAUAAUCUUUGCAUUGACUGGGUAGCAAGAAAUCUAUAUUUCAAAUAUCGAGACUCAGACAGUUACGCUCGUAUUGUAAAGUUCGACAUAACAAUGUGGGAAAAUGGCAUAAUUAAAUAUGAUGAGAUUUUUAAAUCAAUAAAUGAUAAUGACCGUUUAAAUGUAUUACCGUCUAUGGGAAUUUUAUAUCACCCAUCAUACGAUUCGAAGGAUAAAGUAUAUGAUAUAAUGAAAAGUCAUUUUGAUGGGGAAAACAUUCAAAUUGAUCGGAUAAAUGCAUCCUUUUGCCUAUUUCAUUAUAGAGAUCCUAUCGGUAUGAUGACUGAUUACAUAAAUGAGGAGCCGUUAGUUUACUGGUUUAAUGAUGAGUAUAUACGUGUGACAGACAUUAACGUUUCUAUGUGCAACACGAUUUUAGACAAGAAAAACAUAAGUGAUGACAUCCACUUCCAAACUAUAACGAUUGACAAAACAAACAUUUACAUUUUAGCAAGUAUAUACGAAUAUUCGUCUGAAUUUACUCUUUACGUUUUGGAAAAGAAAUAUGCAAGUCUCGAGAGCGUAAAUGCAGCUGAACAUAUUGCAAAGAUAAUAAUAAAUUCAGAUAAGAAAAAUGAAUUUUAUAGUAUUUACGCUUUUGAUAAAUCUUUACAACCAUAUCCUCCAAUGAGAUGUCUGACACCUGACGAAAAAGUUUACAAUUUUGAGAAUGUGAAUGCAACAGCAAACAGCAUCAUUGUAAAUCUUCCGGAGCCGGUUGUAAAGAGUGGAUGCAAAAAAUAUAAUUUACCAACUACUAUAUAUACUAUCUUCAUAAGCUGUUUAGACAACAAUCUCAACAAGUCUGAGAAAUUCAAUGUCAUGACGGCCGACCGAUAUUACGAGAUUCAGAACUUGACACCAUUUACAGAGUACAAGUUGAAGUUUACUUUAAGCAAUUUUUACUUCGAUCAAUUAUCAAUAAAUCCAUUCGAUUCGAAUGUGAUACCAAUAAAAACUAAUUCGGGCAAGCUUAAUGCACCAGAAAACAUAAGUGUUCUAGCUUUGACGCCUACUAUAUCAGCAGUUCAAUGGAUACCACCUAAGAAAGUGUACUGUGCGGUCGUGACUUAUGAAGUGCAAGUUACAUUAGUGAACGGCACGCAACACGAGAACAAACAACUUAUCAAUGCGCCGAAACGUAUGGCAGACGGCAGAUUUUUCACAAAGAUUAACUUGCCGCGACCGGUACAAGAUUAUUUGAUAUACGUGCGUGUGUAUCCAAAUAAUUUCAGCGAUUUCUACAACGAGAGUUUAAGCAAGAUCGUUCAUUUAUACUCAGAACCCAACAAUAUUACUUUGAGCAACGUCAGCAUAAAUAGCAUGAACAUUUCAUGGAUCUCAAACAUUAAUCUGACGAUCUUUUUUACACUACAGUACAAAGAUAUUGAAGCAGAAGAGUGGCAAGCAAUGAAUUCUAUUAAAAUAAAUUAUAACAAUGAAGUACUAUACCAUGUCAAAAAUUUACAAUCGGCAACUUUAUACAAGUUUCGCUUGCUAUUGAGAUACAUCGAAUAUGAGGAAACCUUUAUAUGGUCGGCUAAUGAAAGAUUUAUUUUUUCAACGCUUGAUAUUCCGAGCACACCAGCAAUAAUAGCGAAAGAAUUUUACUUACUACUGUUGUUAAGUUUUAUCGUAAUAGUUACUAUAAUCUGCAUCUACUACUUUUAUCGUUUGUAUCGUCAACGCAGAAGUAAUAACGACCAAUUUUUAACAUUGACCGAUGUAGAAUUGGAGAUUCUACGUGAAGAACCUUACGGAAACACUCAAUUCAAUAUAAUUUACAAUCCUAUGUUACAUUGUAAUCUGAAUGAAUGUGCGAUACAAAAAAUUGCACGUAAACAAAUUACACUUACAAAACGUAUUGGUAGCGGCGCAUUCGGAAUGGUGUAUCAAGGAAAGGUGAAGAACUUAGAAGGUUCGGGAACAGAGACAUCCGUUGCAAUAAAAACGGUUAAAAAAGAUGCUUCUUUCGAUGAGAAAAAGAAAUUGUUAAAGGAAGCCGAGCUUAUGAAAUAUUUUCAACACAAACAUAUAUUAAGAUUGUUGGCCGUUUGUUUAGAUGGGGAUUCUCCGUUACUAGUGUUGGAAUUGAUGGAAACUGGUGAUCUUUUAAAAUAUUUGAGAGACUGUCGAAAUUUGGAACCGUCAGAUUCGCUUGCUCUGCGUUUGCAAGAUUUGCUUGCCAUGUGCGAAGAUGUUGCGCGAGGUUGUUGUUACUUGGAAGAGUUGCGUUGCGUACAUAUAGAUCUAGCGUGUCGUAAUUGUUUAGUAUCUUCGAGAAAUCGCGAGGAUCGUGUCAUCAAAAUUGGAGAUUUUGGACUAGCUAGAGAUAUCUACAAGAAUGAUUAUUAUCGUGUGAAAGGACAAGGUUUGCUUCCUAUUCGCUGGAUGGCACCCGAAUCUUGGAUGCUCAGAAUAUUUACUUCUCAAAGCGAUGUUUGGUCAUUUGGGGUAUUAAUGUGGGAAAUUACAUCGUUGGGUGAGCAACCUUAUGUUACCAAAACUCAUGAAGAAGUGAUAAGUUAUGUACGUAAUGGAGGCAGGUUGCCGAUGACUCUUAACUGUCCGUCACCAUUGUACCAAUUGAUGCUACGUUGCUGGAGUGCAGCGGAUGCUAGACCAAAUUUCAAAUUUUGUCUGGAAAGUAUUAUAGCAUUAAGAAAGAACAUGGAAGAUGCCCUACUGAGUCCGGUCGAUACGAUUUAGCCGAUAGAAUUAAAUUAAUGUUUAUCUUGUUUUUCAAACGAUUCAAUAAAUCUUAAUGUAAAAAAAAUGU
This is a messenger RNA of Camponotus floridanus (Florida carpenter ant), 3920 nucleotides long. RefSeq names its product proto-oncogene tyrosine-protein kinase ROS-like. Gene Ontology annotation, biological process: positive regulation of kinase activity; regulation of TOR signaling; multicellular organism development. The record is from RefSeq and is a predicted model, not a curated record. NCBI's taxonomy places the organism in Eukaryota, Metazoa, Arthropoda, Insecta, Hymenoptera, Formicidae. Gene Ontology annotation, molecular function: transmembrane receptor protein tyrosine kinase activity; protein binding; ATP binding. Gene Ontology annotation, cellular component: signaling receptor complex; membrane. Bases 254 to 3850 code for a protein of 1198 amino acids. The transcript is spliced from 11 exons.